CAGGCACAUGGGCCAACGCCGCUCGCCGCCGCCUAGGGGCAUACAGGGCAGAGUCAUAGAGUUCCCAGUCCUCCUAUUAGCAGAGGGGACCUUUAAAAAAAAAAGCCGAUAAGGGAAGAGCGGCUUGUCGUCCGCUCAUAAUAAUGUACUUCCGGGUGAAGAGGCUGCUCCUUCCUGUCCCGGCCGCCAACGUGCUGAGCGCUUUGAGGCCCGCAAUUUUGAGCGGAACGGUUUGGGGUUGCCAUGACGACUUGAGGAGACCGAACCAAGGCCUAUGCAGGUUAGUCGGCGUUAACUGAAUUGUUUCAUAACUGAGAGGCAAUAUUUAUGGCCAGAGAGAGGAGCGUCUGUUUUCAAAGAGUUUUUAGCUUAAUACAGGAUGUGGGAAGAAGCGUUUGGGCCUGGCGUCAUGACCAGGCGAAGCUCAAAGCUGCUUUCUGGGGAACUCAGUCAUGGAGCGGACUGAGUGAAGGCGGUGAAGGUCCUGUGUGAGUGCCUGGAGGCGGUUGGAGGAUGGAUGGCGGCUAACGGAUUGAGGUUGAAUCCUGACAAGACAGAAGUACUGUUUUUGGGGGACAGGAGGCAGGCUGGUGUGGGGGACUCCCUGGUCCUGAAUAGGGUAACUGUGCCCCUGAAGGACCAGGUGCGCAGCCUGGGAGUCAUUUUGGACUCACAGCUGUCCAUGGAGGUGCAGGUCAAUUCUGUGUCCAGGGCAGCUGUCUCCCAGCUCCAUCUGGUGCGCAGGCUGAGACCCUACCUGCCCAUAGACUGUCUUGCCAGAGUGGUGCAUGCUCUGGUUAUCUCUCACUACUACAAUGCUCUCUAUGUGGGGCUACCUUUGAAGGUGACCCGGAAACUGCAAUUAAUCCAGAAUGCGGCAGCUGGACUGGUGACUGGGAGUGGCUGCCGGGACCAUACAGUAUAACACCGGUCCUGAGAGAUCUGCAUUGGCUCCCAGUACGUUUCCGAGCACAAUUAAAAGUGUUGGUGCUGACCUUUAAAGCCCUAAACGGCCUCGGUCCUGUAUACCUGAAGGAGCGUCUCCACUCCCAUCGUUCUGCCCGGAUGCUGAGGUCCAGCGCCGAGGGCCUUCUGGCGGUUCCCUCAUUGCAAGAAGUGAGGUUACAGGGAACCAGACAGAGGGCCUUUUAGGUAGUGGCGCCCACCCUGUGAAACACCCUCCCUUCAGAUGUGAAGGAAAUAAGUAGCUAUCCUAUCUUUAAAAGACAUCUAAAGGCAGCCCUGUUUAGGGAAGUUUUUAAUAUUUAAUGCUGUAUUGUUUUUAACACUCGAUUGGGAGCCCUCCAGAAUGGCUGGGGAAACUCAGCCAGAUGGGCGGGGUAUAAAUAAUAAAUUGUUGUUGUUGUAAAUAAUAAAUUGUUGUUGUUGUUGUUGUUAUCCAGGUGCAUCCUUCUGCCCCCACCCCUGACAUCACAUAGGUCGUGAGGUAUGGGAUAGGUGGGGGCGGUUCAGGGAAAAUGGCAACUUGGGUUGAGCCAAAUUUGGCCCAUAGACUAGCGAUUCCCAACCCCUGUUUUGGACUAUAACUCCAGGUGUGGUGGCUAAGGCCAGAUUAUAAACUAACCCAUGUAGGAGAUGGAGAAAUAUAUUAUAUCCAGUGCUUUUUUUCUAAAAAAAAAUAUGUUUAGUGGUACUCUCAUUUUGACUCAAGAAAAUCACCAUUUAAUAGUUCAAAUCGGAAAGAAUAAAUACAGUAAAUGGACAAAAAUGCAAAGAUUCACAAAAUGUUUAGGGGUAUGUGUACACCUGCGUCCCCCCAGAAAAAGCACUGAUUAUGCCUAUCUCAUAUAUAUAUAUAUAUAUAUAUAUAUAUAUGCAUGCAUAUACAUCCUAAGGUAUGUGGUUAUUUGCUACGGUGCAAUAGGAAGCUCACAUUAAUCAAGGCCCAUUGUGCCCAUUAUGUUGGUUAACCUUCAUAAUAAAAUGCUUCCCUCUCGAUUGCUUUUAAUACUAAAAAUAGCCUCAAGCUAUAUAAGAGAGAGGGCAUGAUUCAGUUUUAAUAUAUGUCUGUAUUCUUUAAAGUUUAAUAGUAAGAAUCCUGUUAUACAGGUUUCAUUUUAAUUUUUAAUUACAGCAUCUGUUACUUUUCUAUUAUUGAUUGGAUCUACCCAGCUUCUGGUUCUCAAAAGCUCUUCCCACGCUAAAUCUUCCUGGGUCUCUGGUUUAUUUUUCUCUUGCCCUGCUCCACAUUUGGUUUAGUUGCUCACUCUGAUGUGUUUUUGAUAGUGUGGUUUUUCAGUGUCCACCCUUUAGUGUACGUAGCUUCCUUGGAUGUCUUGAUGACGGGAAGGUGGGGUAAAAGUGUUUAUAGAUGUUUUCUUGCUGUUCAUCUUUGCAUCCUGUCCAGCCCAUUUCAGACCUGUAAACUGGAAUCCACUCACAUGAUACUGGCUCUGUCUCUCUACAUUACUUACUUUGGAGUUCACUAUUAACUCUGACAUCUCUUUCAUAAAGCUUCAAUGUUGCAUCUUAGCCCAUUUUCUUACACCCAUAUUUCAUCUUUUUUAAAAGAAGAAAAACAUCAGCAAAAGCUGUACAGUUUAUUUCACCAUUGUAUACAUUUAUUUAUUUUUUGGACACAAAAGUAGAAAUAUUGUGCCCUUUGAAAAACUUUCCCCAGCCAAGUGGCCUCCAGAUUUUUUGGGUUACAACUUUCACCAUCCCAUUGUAGUCCCAACAACAUUGGGCGUGGAUGUGUGCCAGUUUGGAGAAGGCUGACUUAAAACAAUGCACUAAAAUGCACCAUAUUCCUGUUGAGUGCUACAUUUCUCCCCACCACAUUCCUCAGAGCUUUUUGUCCCUUUCCUUGCUAUGAAGCAGAACUUGAGACUUGCCUUGAGACACCAAGUAGGGGCUUAGAAGCAAUGACUAGCAAGGUGCUUUUUUGGUGUAUGUAGUUAGAAGCAGGGUGGAUAAAGUCAGUUAUUUUAAAAAUAAAUGAAUAAAUCAGAUUUUUAAAUUUAAUUUCGAUUUUUUUUAUUUAAAUUGGAUUUUUUAAAAUUUUCCUUUUGGAGGAAAAAUCUUUCUAAAGAUGGUUUUCUAUUUAAGUUACAUUAUAGUCCAAAUGCUAUUCAUCAGGAAAUAAGGAUUUGUUUUUAAUUAUGUAGCAUGAGGCUUUACAUGCAAUGUUUAAAUUUUUAGGUAGAUGAAUUCCAUUAAUCUGUUCACAAUGUCAUGCUCAUCCAGAGCUUUCUGUAAGAUUAUUUGGGGCAGCUUUUCUAACGAGAAGAUAUUAUCACAGAUGCUUGUUUUUGCAGUUCUCAAAAGGGUGAAUUUGUGUCUGCAGAGAUAACAUGCCUUCUCUUCACAGGGGGGACCAUAGGAAAAAUAAACAUACAGAGUUGAGGAAAAAACUUUAAUCCCAUUGUUCCUUUGCAAAUUUAUAUACACAGAAUCAACCCCUUACCAAAUGCUAAGUUCCAAGAGGUUCAAUGAACAGAUUUGUUUUGAAUGGAAUAGAUCUGCAUAAGUAGCUAAGUGUGAAGCAGUAAAAAUGAAAGUGCAACCUUGUGAGCAGAAUACUCCGCAAGUCUUGGGAUCUUUGUGUAAUAAUUGUGCAAGUCAGUAAUUUUUGAUAAAACUGUAAAAAGCACUCUGAAAAUUUAUUAUUCCAAAAAAUGAAACCUUCAUCUCGCUGUAAAUAUUAAGAUUAUACCACCAAGAAUGAGUAUUUCUGUAAAAAAAUAAAAACGAUUUAAACCAAGUCUUAUUGACUAGUGAUUUAAAUUGAUUUGAUUUAAAUCAAAUUCACCCUGGUCAGAAGAAAAUGCUGACUCUCCACCAAUAAGAUAUGGACCACCUGCUCUCUUGUGUCAGUCUCUGGCUGCCUUUUUGUCCACACAUUUGGUGCAGUGAGGUUUAUGAUGCCCCUCUGCUCAGAAACAACCCCCAGGGGUAUUAGACGCUUAAUGAAGGGGUGGAGAACCCUCAGCCCUUCAGGUGCUGCUGGAGCACAUCUUGUAUCAUUCCUGACUAGUGGCAAUGAUGACUGGAGCUGAUGGAGAUUGGAUUGGAAUCCACAUCCCUGCUGUAAAGUGUUAGGGACGGCUUCAUGUUUCACACAACAGCUGCUGGGAGCACACAUCUGUCAUUUUUUCACCCAAAAUGUCAGUUCCAGCAGAAUUGACAACCACUGCUCUCCUCUACCGGAUAAGCACUCUGACAGAGAGCUUCUAUUUUAGAGCAGGAAUCGGGGAAGCCUGUGGUCCUUCAAGCACUGUAGGGCCAUUGGCUGUGCAGCCUGGGGUCCGUGAGAGCUGGGAGUCCAGCAAGUUUGAAGAGCCACAGGUUCCCCAUAAACAAUGUGUGAAAAGUCAGCCAGCUCUCCCAAAUCAUCUUUUCAGGAAUGUCUGGUGCUGAUUCUCUUUGGUCAUGUGAAUUCACCUUUAGUGGCAACCACACCGUCACACAGUUUUCACCUUGGUUUAAGGAUGCUCACUGUGACAGGCUUGGUAGCUUUCUCAUUUAUUGCUCAACUAAAGGUCAUCACAGUUUAAAACAACAACAGCAGCUAUUCAUCGUAUAGAGAACUUGAUGAGGCGUGAUAAGAAUAUGAGAAUUCUGCCUUGUUGAAUCAGAGGCAAGGUACAUCUGUCUCGUACAGCAGGCUGGUGAUAGCCUUUGCCUGUUUGCCUCUGGUGUUUGGUGUUAAAUCAUAUGCUGCCUCUGUGCCCAGAUAUCCCAUGUAUCUCAUAGCUGAGCCAUCUAAUCUUCUGGCUGUCCCCCCUCUUGUGGUAGGAAGUUCCAUACAUUAAUUCCAUGUUGCCUGAAGAAAGACUCGUGACGGUGCCAAGCCCUCUGCUUGGGUUACCUGAGAGGAGGCUUAUCCCUGCUCUGUGGUUUCUACCGGCACCCACAGCCCUCCACCACCAUGUCCUGGUACGUCUUCAGGACCACCAUGUCGUGUUGGUCCAGGUAGAGCAUAGCGAUGGGGCUGAGGUCCGUCGGGACGCAGCACGCCUUGGGCACCCUGGAGUUCACCGAGCUCAGCAUAGUCUGCACCACAGCAUGGCUGGAGGAGUUCAUGUGGUCGGCUAGCGGGAACCGGCACUCCCCGGAGCAGUAGAAAGCAUGGUAGCCGCUGGGGGCAACUAUCCAGUCGUUCCACCCAACUUCCUUGAAAUCUACAAACAGGCGCUGCCUCCGGCACCUUGUGCUGGCUUUGGCCUUGGGCUUCAGGCCUUUGCGUUUGCUGCGGGAGGCUGGCCCCUUGGGGGCUCUUCGGCCUCCUUUCUGGGUUAGCCCACCCGGCUGGCUCCUGCUUUGUCUCUUCCCACGAGUCAAAGGCUGCCCCCUCCGGUCGUGACUGUAGGUGACCAGCAGAGGCCUUUCCAGAGCCCACUGGGCCUCCUCCUCUCCGGGAGACCGCCUCGGGCGAAGCGGAGCCUGGUGCUGAGGAAGCUCGUGGCUGCCGUUGGGGCGCUCCACCUCAAUGAGAAACCCAAGGUGGUGCCUUUGGCCCUCGGCCCUCUGGAAAGCAGCGGUCACGUCAAAGCUCUCCCACCUGGGCUGCUUGGGAGCCAAGAAUCUGCGAGCCAGGAGGAGACUGCUCUUGUUUCCGGAAACGGGUAGGGGGCCCAUUGCGUGGUAUAUGUUGAUGUGGAAACCCCUGCUUUCCUUCUGCGAGUGGUACAGGCGCAGCUCCAGGGCGGUCAGCUCCUCUUCCACAGGCAGCAAGGUCAGGUUGAACAGGAAGUAGAGCGAACCAUCUACAGCUUCAGGGGUGUUUUCCAGAUCCUCUAGAUGUGAAACAGAAGCCGGAAAGGGAUUGAGGACUGAGUGUUUGGGGCUGGUGUGGGGAGCCUUGCAGAUGCUUCUGAACUACAGCUCCCAUCGCCCCUGGCCAUGAGCCAUGCUUGCUGGGUCUGGUGGGAGUUGUAUUUCAGCAACAUUCACAAAGGCUGCCCAUGCCAGGACUGCAGGAAUUGCCUUCUUGCGUCCAACCAAGUGUCCAUCUAGCCCAUCUGUGUUUUGCCCCCUGCAUCCAGCCAGAUGCUUCUAAGAAGCUCUCAAGCAACAGCUGUUCCCUGUAAAUUGUCUUAAAGUUAUUGCCCUAACUUUUUAAAGUAAAAGAAAAUACUUAUUUGUGGCUAUUCAGUGUGCAGCACUUUUUUCUUAGACUGUUUUGGGAUUUUUAAAGAAUCAGAACUGUAUUUGGCAUCCCUUUCUGUGAAGUGGCAUGUCCUUGCCUGAAGUGGUGCAGGGCUCCUGGCUCUGCUGAUAACGCAAGCGCCUCCUACCCUGUGUGUGGCUCUGUUGCCUUGCUUGCUCUGCAGGUGGCGCUGUAACCCAAGGCAAAUCAUACGCCUCCCAAAACCCAAGAGGAAAAAAGAAGAGAUCUUCCUUAAGUAAGCAAAGCAUGGGGGCAUUCUUGAAGUAUCUUGGCAUUAGGGAGCUUUGCUUUCCUUCCUCCUCGAUGGAGCGUGUUUGACCCUCAGAGUCAAAAUCACAAUUGUAGAGUUGGAAGGGACCACAAGGGUCAUCUAUCAGUGCAACCCCCUGCAACGCAGGAAUCUUUCAAUGUGGGGUUUGAACCCACAACCCUGAGAUGAAGAGUCUUGCGCUCUCCCAACUGAGCCUUCUACCAGGUCAGGCUAUUUGUCAGCCUCUUAUUGUCAGCCAUGGCUGGCAGUUGCUCUCCAAGGACCGGGGCAAACAGAGGGGCUUUCCUUUUAACUGGGGGUGUCAAGGAUUGAACUUGGGACCUUCUGCAUGCAAAGCAAGGUUCCUGCCUGCUGAGCUACCUCUUUUUCCCUUUACGCAGUGCGGCCGCUUAUCUACAGCUUUCCACCUCUCCUUUAUCCCUGUCCCUGGCUCCUGGUUUUGUGCAGUCACUUCAGGGAUGGAGAGCCUGUGGCUGUCUCUAGUUGGACUCCAGCUCCCAUCAGCCCCUGCAGCUGGCAUGGCCAAUGUUCAGGGAGAUGAUGGGAGAUGAUGAUAGUCUAGCAACUCCUGGAGGGCCUGGGUUAAAUUUCCCCACUUUUCUCCCCUCUGCUGCUACCCCAACCAAUUUUUCAAGGCCCCAGCCACCCCAGCGGCCCAAACGUGGAAUUUGAAGGCGGACGUGGCAAUCGCAAGCUCACCAACAUGGUGGAAGGUGCGGAUGGUGUUGGCUCUCCCGGCUUGUUCCUCCAGGAAGGGAAGCUCUGUCUCUUUGAGGGAGGAGGGAGCCUUCCCCAAGCAGAACUGGUACAGAUCCAGAAGAUAUUGGGGGACCACAAGCCCCGCCCUUGGCUCCGGGCGCCGUUGCAAGCCCAGGCGUCUCAGCAGGAUGGUUUGGAGGGCUUGGAUAGGGACCUGCUUUGAGGAGUCAUGCUCGCCAGCAGUUCCUGGAGAGGCCGCUAGGAGGCCUCCAGAUCUCCAGAAUUCAAGAGGUAUAAGCAGGACCACCAAAACAGCCAAGUUACCAGAAACCAUUGUGGAACUGGGGAAGGCAGAGGGAAGACAAAGACAUGGUUGGUGAAUGUGGCUUGUAGACAGAAUUGGAUUUCCUGGCUUGUUUUUCCCUUUUCGUCUCCACUCCCUGCCGCCGCCCCCCAAAGAAACCAGAAAAUAAAAGAAUGCAUUCGACUUGGAAUAUGUAUACUGUAGAUUAAAGUAUAGUUAAAGGGAGCCAGUCAAAAAACUGGGUUGCCUUUUUAGCAUCGUGCCCCCUGCUGGUAGUGGGGGAAAUUACCCCAUGCUGCACAUCAGUAUAAUUUGAUGCAGUUCAGUUAAUUCUGUGGCAUUAGGAUAUAGCCUCAGAGAGUGUAUGCGUGUUAAAUUUCUCCCAGACCGUCUCUGCAGGAUGCUGCAGGAAAAUUGCUAGCAGAGGUCUUAGUGAGUACGAAAGAAGCCUGAAGAAAGAUGCCUCUGCUGAGACUUUUGAACAGAGCAAAACCCUGGGGAGUUCAGAUCCCUUUAUUUUAUCAAGUGCACAUUUUGCUUUGCAAAAGGGUUUCAGUGCCAAAAAAAAUGUGUUGCGAGAAGGCAGAGGGGCUUCUUGGAGCAAGCGAGUUAGAUUAUUGAGAGUGAUGUGUGCUGCGUUUUUUUGUUUUUGUUUCAAGAGCAUGUCUUUUGCCUUUGAAAGAAUUCUGCUGUAGAUAAGAGAAAGUCCUGGCCUUUGUUAAUGUCUUGACAUCCCUGCUCUUCCUUGAUCUUCCAUUUGCCUAGGCUUGGGGUGGGCAAUCUUGCCUGAUGCCUCACUCACCCUCCCCGUAGCUUACCACAGAGGAAGUCAUCCUCUGUCAUCCAUAGAAUUGUAGAGUUGGAAGGGUCCGCAAGGGUCAUCUAGUCCAACCCCCUGCAAUGUAGGAAUCUCAGCUAAAGAAACCCUGGCAGAUGGCCACCCAAUCUCUGUUUUAAAACCUCCAGCGGAGGAGAACCCACCAAUGAAGGAGAAAAACUGAGGCACAGAGAGCUUGCCAUAUAACACCCACGAAAUGGGCACAAUUUGCUACAGGCCGACAUUUGCAACUAGCCUUGACCAUAAGCACUCAAGUCAGCUGUACCCCGGAGAUUGCACAAGCCCUUUGAGGUGUUGUGCAGAUGAAUGUGGGAAGAUUCUGGAACGGUGACCGUAGCCUUGCCCUCAACGUGGCACCAUGCAACUAGUUGGGUGUGGUUUCUGCCAGAGAUGGGCAGGCAGACUGGCAAGUGGGUGGAGCUUCUCAUGAGGGCAUCUUGCUGCUGGAUGCUAUCUUGAGACACCCUUUUCACCAAGCCUUGGUUAAUACAUGUAAAAUUAGCAGAGCAAGCAAGGGCCCAUCCAGGGCACUGCCCAUAAGAGCCCUCUAAGCACGUCCACAAGGAGGGUAGUGUUGCUUUUCUGAAGUGUUGUUGACAGUGUGGAUGUCCAUCCCCCCCUCGCCCCGCUCAGAAGUACUUACUUGCAAAGGUUGAGGCUGUUGGCAGGCAUCCAUUUUCCCCACUCCUGCAAAUCCAGCAGCUUUUCCUUGCCGUUAGGUCUCUCCCAACCUUGCUGCUGCUUCUCUCAGGUCGCCCAAGCCAGGGAACAGCCCGCACUGCCCCAUGGCCACCCCGCUUCUCCCCAGCGACCUACGUCGUCCUUCCCUCGCUCGGCAAGUGAGCCAGAGGCCGGCCAGCCUCCCAGCUCUUCUCCAGAGCGCUGGGGCUCUGCCCACCCUGCCUGUGGAGGUGCCGUCCUCGCUGCCUUCAGGAUGUGAUGUCAACCAGGCCAGGAGGCCGAGCCAGAACAAACAAGUUUGUUGUGAGUUGUCGCCUCUUCGCUCUCUUCAGCACAGCACGGUGGCCCAUUUUCUGGACUCGCCACUCGCUUCGGCCCUGCCAGGAAGGCGAGAGAGCUAUGCCAGCUCUGCUCCCAGGUGAGGAACAGGAGGCGAAUUGCAUCUCCACCCCAGAAAAUUAUGGGACAUCUGCUUCACCAGUUAACAGCUGGGCCAAGGACACGAGGUGGCCAAAUUUGGCCGACUCUUCAUCUCCCCGCCCGGUUAGCAACAGGCCUUCAAAAACACCCAGAAGGUGCUGCUACCAUGAGCCAAAAUGGGCGACGUGACGCUGUUUGAAGGCCAACCCUUCCAGUCUGAAAUUUGGGCUGCUUACCACCUGGAGCUGACGUUUAUCAACCUGCUACUAAGACACACUGAAAAACAGGGAUAGGUCACCCACCCCAACGCUUCGCUUGGCACGGGGCUAGUUUCCCAGCGUUUGUGCUGGCAGCCCAAUUUACAAGCCUGCAAAGUCAAUGCAGGCUUUUACAUUGCAGCUUUGACUGUCCCCCCCCCCCCCCUUCUUCAAAGUAACACGUGCGAUUAUUCUCAGGUCGCGUUCAAACAGAACCUGGUGCCGUCCCAAAGGCAUGAGCCUCGCCAGAAAAACAGCCAACCCACCCCCUCCCCAGGCCCCGUUCUUCCUGGCGUGCUGCCUGGGAGUGCAGGAGAUCUGGGCCAGGUCCUUAUCAGGCCAGAGGGGGAGAGGGCUUUCAGGGGCCGGCGCUUCCUCCGCCACCAGACAGCACGCGCCGGGAACGAGCUGUCUGUGGAAAGAGCGCGUCAACAGGGCCUGAGGAGGAAGCGCUGCGGUCAUCGCCCAAGGCAGACUCUUGGAACAAACACACGGUGCAGGAAUGUGGCCUCGUUGGGGACCUGGGUGAGGGGUUGGGGAGAGGUAAUCUCCAGCAAGGCUGAAGCUGGCGGCAUUCCCUCCCAGAAGCCUAAGCUGGAAAAAGGUCUUGGCUGCAGGCGCACAUUAAGCCAGAUUGAAUGCGCAGCAGUUCGGCUGUCCUUUCCCAAGGCAGAAUUGCAGUUCCUUAAGCUGGAGGUGUGCAGUAUAAUGGCUGCUUUAGUUGAGAUCCCUGCAUUGCAGGGGGUUGGACUAGAUGACCCUUGGGGUCUCUUUCAACUCUACAAUUCUGGGGUGCUUUUUCUUCAUGCUCAUGCUGGGGACCCUGACCACUAAGCAAGCCACCGUCAUUCCCAAGCAGCAACUUGUGCUUUGAGUCCACCACCGACACCAGGAAAAUUCUGCGGGAGCUUCCAUGGAACGUGGUCCAUUUGAACCACGGGAAGGUUUCCUCUGGCGCUCCAGAAUUGAAAAAUCGGGAGCUUUUUGUCUCCCCCCAGUUGGUUCAGAGAGCAUGCUGAACCUGUAUGUACAUGUCCUGGCUACCCACUUGAAUGACUUUGGAAGAGGAUGGAGUAGAUUCACGGAGUGUGUCACAGCACUGUCAGGCAAUGAAUGUCCAGAAGGAGGAGUUAACUCUUUAUUGUCAAAAGUACACUUACAAGUUGGGGAAAGGCAUGUCCACUCAUGCUACCUCCCUCAGCUACGCCAGGUUUGCACCCGAUGAGGCAGUUGCUGCAACAGAGAGCCCUCGCCCCCAGAUUAUGUAUAUUCCCUACCCGAGUUUUGCACUGGCAGGUGCAGACUACGCCUGUGUGUAGCCUGCUUCUACUACUCCCACUUCAAUCCUCUUCUAGUCCUGGGACCCAAAGGGCAGAGAUGCAGCAGGUAGCCUCUUCUGAGGACAGGCAGCCCUCUUGCAAUCACACCCAUGGCAGAACCUCACCCAGUGGCAACCAACUGGAAGUAUUCAAGACGGGCAUGACAAAUUGGGCAGAGAGGCAGCAGAAGUGCUGCUCUGUGGCUGGAUCCUUUGAGCCUAGAGGACUGUGAAUCAUGCUGCUUUCUCCCAAAGCUAGUGCGUACUGCCCUGCCUUUUUGGAAUCAAUCCUCCUCUGGGGGCACGUCUCCACUAAAAACCCAACAGAGGUCAACUGUCACGGGUUUUCCCAUUGCAAGGAACUUUGGGAAUUCCAAAUCGGCCCAGGGGUUAACCGCCUCUUCUCCAAGCUACUGUCCACCAGGGAUGCUGUGGAGAGGAAGCAGUAAAUUCAUUUUAGGUAACUAGACAGCAUCUUAAAAAGUAGAGACAUCACCUUGCCAACAAAGGUCCGUAUAGUUAAAGCCAUGGUUUUCCCAGUAGUGAUGUAUGGAAGUGAAAGCUGGACCAUAAAGAAGGCUGAUCGCCGAAGAAUUGAUGCUUUUGAAUUAUGGUGCUGGAGGAAACUCUUGAGAGUCCCAUGGACUGCAAGAAAUCAAACCGAUCCAUUCUUAAGGAAAUCAGACCUGAGUGCUCACUGGAAGGACAGAUCCUGAAGCUGAGGCUCCAAUACUUUGGCCACCUCAUGAGAAGAGAAGACUCCCUGGAAAAGACCCUGAUGUUGGGAAAGAUGGAGGGCACAAAGAGAAGGGGACGACAGAGGACGAGAUGGUUGGACAGUGUUCUCGAAGCUACCAGCAUGAGUUUGACCAAGCUGCGGGAGGCAGUGGAAGACAGGAGUGCCUGGCGUGCUCUGGUCCAUGGGGUCACGAAGAGUUGGACACGACUAAACAACUCAACAACAACAACUAGAGUUACCUAGCAUUUGGCUAAAAGUCUAAGCUUCUGGAUUCAGCAGCAUCCAUUUCUGGCCCAGGCCAACCCCUCUCGCUCUCCUCCUUGCGCCAGAGUUGUCCUUGGCUGCCGGCGGCUGUUUCUCCAGCUCGCUGUGCAAAACAUCCUCUUCGCCGCUGACCCUGGGCUUGGCCGCCCGCCACAGAGGAUGUUGGCACAGUGAGGGAGCGUCAAGUUGGUGCCGCCACCGUCCAGAGGGGAAAACAGGCUGUCCUCGUGCAGCAGCACUUCCUGUUUACAGGCCCCCAUAAGCCUGUGCUUAACCCUCUGCUGCCUGAAGACCAGCGGCCAUGGCCACUGCAGCAGGCAGAGUUCCCAGCUGGCAAGAGUUCUGCCCUUGGCACAGGGCAGAAGUGACCCAAAAUUCCAAGUCAGUGGCUCACCUCUCCCCUAAAUCUACAGCACAGGGUGGGAAUCAUUUUUCAUUCUCUUAUGGGUAAUGGGGGGCGGGGUGCCGAACAGCUGUGCUGCAAACCAGUGGUGGGCAGGGCCAGAGACAGACCUGGGCAGAGCAAUGGGUGAGACUUUUCCUUUUGUACAGUGUGCUACAUUCCAGCUGUGCGAAGGUCGGAGGUUUUCUAGCAAGAGGCUUCAUCGCCAUUGUAGGACACAGCCCAGGCAGGCAAAAGCACUUUAGGGGCAAGGUUGACAGAAGAGAGUAGCCUGGAGGGAGACGCAGGGGCUGAAAGGCUGCUUUUGCUCCGAGGCUCCCAACCCCCAACCUACCACCCAAAAAGUACAUUGCUUACCUAGAGCUGGUUGUCUUCAACCUUCUCACACCCCAUGACCCACAUUUAACUCACACACAUUUGGAGACCCGUUUCUCAAAUCUUCUAACUUAUAUUUGCACGGCGGUAGCGCUCCUGUUGCGACCCACCAGUUGAAGACAGAAUGUGAAAUUUGUAGCCAUCUUGAUUAGGCGUGAGAAAUCCGAACAUUAAAGCCAUGGGACCUAGAAAUCUGGGGUUUUUCUCUCUCCCAGCGCAGAAUCAUACGGUUCCUUGAACAUAUAAGCUUUUCUUUAAACAUUAAAAUGGGCUCAUACGUCUCAUGAUUAUGGAACACAGCAACAAGAGCAAAAAAUCCUGCAGUCUAUUUCAAACAGCUUAAACUAUAGAGGGAACUUGGUCUGCUCAGCAAGACGGACAGGAGGGCAGAAUGUAUUCUAAGCCAUAGGAGCACCUACCUCCUUAAGAGUACCUGCUGCUGCUGACACAAACAAGGCGCCAUUUGUAUAACAUAUUUCUCCUCUUUGCCAGCAGGGGUGCACAAUGAAGGUGCCGGUUGCGGUCAUCCGCCUGCCCCACGGACCCGACGGGUCAAGCCGCGGCUUCGAUCCCAACUCUCCCCGUUUCCAGGCCCUUGGUCCUGCCAGCCUCUCCUCUGGCAGCACAGCAGACCUAGAGCAGGAGCAGCAAAGUCGUGUGACACUUCGAGAACGCUACCUGCGCAGCCUCUCAGCCAUGGUUGGACGGCCCGUCAGAUUCACCAUGUACGAGAGGGUCAAGGUCACAGCUUUGUUUGGAGCGUCCGACAUUGACAUCCUGAACUUCCAGGUCUCCGAGCUUCAGACUCCACUGGGGAUACAGAGAGAAGCGCUGCUCCGAUGUUCGGACAUCAUCGCAUACUCCUUUGAGCUUUGACAGCUCUGCCUUUUUACUAUUAAAGCACCUUUUAUAAGCAGGUAUUCAG
This is a messenger RNA of Podarcis lilfordi (Lilford's wall lizard), 13627 nucleotides long. The record is from the annotation of a GenBank genome assembly. NCBI's taxonomy places the organism in Eukaryota, Metazoa, Chordata, Lepidosauria, Squamata, Lacertidae.